AGGGAGAUGCGCUUCACACCGAAAGUACAGCAGCAGCCGAACGCAAGCCUUUCCCGAACCGUCGAAUAUGAUGCCAGUGUCUGGCAACCUGCACGCCUUGCAGCACAAGUGUUGAAAUAAGUGCGAUAGGCGAGUGCGUCCGUUUUUUUUGAAACAUUAACUGAGCAUCAGACAUGCAGGUCGUGGUGGGUUGAUUCUUAAAAAACGCAGUCGCAAAAUUUCACCAGUGUAGGAAAUUAAAAAAAACGCUGCCGCAGUGUCAGAUAAAGCGGCGUGUCACGCUCUGCUUACACUGUAUGACUUUGCUCGAUUUCAAGAAGAUGACAACGAUGGAUGCUAACAACAACAGCACGGGAAGUGUCAUUUCAUACAUUGGGCCAGCAGGGGGUUCCCCGAAUCGCACAAGCCCAGUGUCACUUUACAGCGAGAGCUCCAACAGCAGCUUCCACUCGUUGUCCUUGUCUCUGUCGCAGCCGUCCUUUGGCUCAUCCUUCCCUCCUUCGCCCAGUGGUUCCCUUUCCCAAGAUUCCACACGGCAGUAUGGGAGUGGCUCUUUGUCAGGGUCAGGAGAGGACGCAGGCUCUACCAGCUCAGGAGGCUCGCCACACAGGCCUUCUUGCAGAGAGGAGUCAAACAGCCGUUCUUCUCCUAGCAAAGCAAGCAGCAACAUCACCAAGCUUCAUGGCAUGGUGCUGUUGUGUAAAGUGUGUGGCGAUGUGGCAUCAGGCUUCCAUUAUGGAGUUCAUGCCUGUGAAGGCUGCAAGGGCUUCUUCCGGCGCAGUAUUCAGCAGAAUAUCCAGUACAAGAAAUGCCUAAAGAAUGAGAACUGCUCCAUCAUGAGGAUCAACCGCAACAGGUGCCAGCAGUGCCGCUUUAAGAAGUGCCUGUCUGUGGGCAUGUCACGAGAUGCUGUCCGCUUUGGACGCAUUCCCAAGAGAGAGAAGCAGAGAAUGCUUGCAGAAAUGCAGAGUGCUAUGAAUAACAUGGUGAAUAAUCAGCUGCAGCCGGAUGUCCAGCUCCACCCACACAGUACACCACCAAUGUCAACCUCGCCGGCUCUGCCUCCUCAACCCCAGCAAAGUCCCCAACAGAUUGGCUGCAGUCAACCACUUUCUCCUCUGCCCCAGAUCCAUCCCGCUUCCCCACCGCAGUGCCCCAGCCCGGAGACGGACAAGACGAUCACACUCAUUGCCAAAGCUCACAAGGAAACCUUUGUCUAUGCCCAUGACAAGUUGAGCUGUUCUUCCCUGAGGUUUAACCAUCAGAAUGUUGAAAUGGAUAAUCACUGUUCCAAUGGCUACCAUCUGAAUGGAGUGAACAGCACCUACUACCAUGACAAUAAUGUAGGCCACCGGAAUGGUUUCACAGACAAUAUUAGUGCAAACCCCAUCAAAAAUAACUGUCACAUGCCCCCCACAUCUGGCAUAAUUUACCCCAAUGGACACACUAAUGGCUUCUUUCACCAGAACAACUGCAAUGGACACAGACUUUGCCCCAGCAAUAUGUGCAGCCAGCAGAAUAUGCAGAACCAAGAUAUGGACAGCAGGCACCCACCAAGCCACAGUCCAGUACAGAAAUGUCCAUGGAAGGGGAACCGCAAUGUCUUGCUGGCCUGCCCCAUGAAUCUACAACCUCAUGGAGAUGCCAAAAAAUCUCCACAGGAGAUCUGGGAAGACUUCUCUCUGAGCUUCACGCCGGCUGUCCGAGAAGUCGUGGAGUUUGCCAAACACAUCCCUGGCUUCCGUGAUCUGUCUCAGCAUGACCAAGUUACACUGCUGAAAGCGGGAACCUUUGAGGUGCUCAUGGUCAGAUUUGCAUCACUUUUCAACGUAAAGGAGCAGACAGUUACCUUCAUCUCGGGGGUGACUUACAGCCUGGAGACGCUGCGAGGGAUGGGAAUGGGAGAACUGCUCAACUCUAUGUUCGAGUUCAGUGAAAAGCUCAGCAUGUUGGCUCUCAACGCAGACGAGCUGGGGCUCUUCACCGCCGUUGUGCUCGUUUCAGCAGACCGCUCUGGGAUAGAAAAUAUCACUUCCGUGGAACACUUGCAGGAGUCUCUGAUCCGGGCCCUGAGAACCUUGGUGACGAAAAACUACCCCGAUGACACGUCACGUUUCACCAAACUGUUGUUAAAACUACCCGAUCUGCGCACCUUAAACAACAUGCACUCGGAGAAACUGCUGUCUUUCCGGAUCGAUGGCUGAACUGAAACAAAGCCAUUCAACUCAGAUUGCUUUUUAAAAAAGACAAAGAAAAAAUGCUGCUUCCCUAAACCUAACAUGAAAAUUCAGAUACUUUUUUUUUUAUGUUCUGGUUUCUAUUUAUAAUUUUAAUGAAUGAAUGUUAAAAAAAAGACAUACAAAAACUGAGCUUAUACUGUAAAUAUUUCUAUAUAAAUAUACAUAUACACACAGGAGAGAAAUGUUUGAGCUUGACAUAAUAUUUUAUAAGGAAGAUGAUGCUUUAUAUUUAAAAUGUUACUUGUAGACAUUAUUUAAUUGUAGGGUGCCUAUUGGCCUAAAAUGACCAGCAGUCCUCUGGCUUGAAGGGCUGCUGCAUUAUAGCAAAAAAAACAAGAGAUGCUCAAAUGUGGGAGGACAUGAAAGUGCCGUUCAGAGGUGUAUGUAACUGGCGCAUGACACCAACCCAGCAGUAUCUGAUGCCCACAUGAAUCCACAUUCUUACCAACUGGAAUGCCCAGUCACUCAGGGCUUACACAGAAAGUGCUGCACACAAAUACAAAGAGAAGGUAUUUUAAGUAUCAGAUAACAAGAUUAUGUUUAAAGGGAGAAAAUAAACUAAUUUCCUCAGGUUUACUCAUUGCCACAAGCCAGUGGUAUAAAUUUAGUUUUGUUUCUUUAGAUUGCAGUUUUCAUUCACACAUGGUAGUGCCACAGUGCUGCCUUGUGGACCAAUGUCCUCCGUUUGAAUCUCGUGCCUGGUUGUUGGCUUUUUGGAAUGGACAUAUUCCUGGUUUUUUUUUUUUCCCCCCGAAGAUGUGUGACUUGGUGUAAUCGACAAUUCCAAAUUGACCCUGUGUGCUGGCACCCUGUCCAGUAAGGCCAUCUGCAUUGCAGGUCAGGGGUUUGCCAUGACAGGCUCUGGCACCCCGUACCCCUGAAUUGGAUUAAGUGGGUUUAAGAAUUUUAUGUUAAUUUAUUCACACAGCUUCAAGUUUAUAAAAACACUCAAGAAAUGCUUGUGUUGAAGCAGACCAGCGUUCUUCUAAGCGAUUUAUCUAACUUGUCAAAAUUAAAAAUUCAGUGUUUUUGACAACAGGCUCCAAUCUUUACAGAGCGUGUUACCUCAAAGUUGGCAGUGUGGAUUUUAAAUGUACAUGGUCAUGGAGUGAGUCUGGUAAACCUGCAUCUGGAAGAAAACCUGUGAGGAAUCCUGAUCUUGCAAAGCCAUCUUGGGUAAAUUAAUCUACCAAAGUGUAUAAAAUUUAACAUGUUUCAUUAACACUUCCAUGGGCAGAUAAAUCAGUCAGUUAUGGACUCAAUCGUUUACUUCAGUGGUCCUCACGUUCAGUCCUGGAAGCCCCUCAACACUGCAGGUUUUCAUUCCAACUCUUCUCUUGUUCUAAUUGGACUCGUCUAUUAAUAUAGCAAGACAUUAGCCGAGUUUGGGGUUUCUGUCUCAAUUCAGAAGUUACAAAACUCGUGGUUUCUUUUACGCAAUGAAGCAGGAAUUUAGAUGUAAAAACAUCCGUUUUCAGAAUUUUGGCCCUUUCUGGCUAUGUAUGAUCUUGUUUACUGAUAAAUACACAAACUGGUCACGUUUAGCAGUGAGCGUCAUUAUUUGUCAGUUUUAAGAGAGAAUUAAGGCAGCAAAGUCCACGGGGAAAAGAGAAUCCACCUUAAUAAAGGAUAUAUGUCUAUCCCAUUGCUAUGGCUCUGCAAUUCCAAAAGAUGGUGCAUCCGAAACAUUUUUUAGUAAUAAAAUACAUUUCUCAUUCCAACAUAUGGCACCUCACAGACAUUAACACUGCUUGUAUGAAUCCCAUAGCAAAUGGCAUAUAGCUGAGACAUACACAUUGCAUGGUGCCCUGUAAACGUUAAAACGCUAAGCUCUAAGGUUGAUUGCUUUGAUUUCAACACAUCUUAGAUGGGUACCACAGCUAGUUAAAAUAAAGAAUAACAGAGUUAACCAUGACAACAAAAAAAUACAAAUAUUACUUAACUUUGCAUAGAUGCAAAUCUAACACUAUAUUAAAAUAGGAAGUAAAAAGGACAGCUAAUGAAACAAUGAGAUCAAUUAAACGUGAAACUGAUUGGAACAAUAAAACCUGCAGCUACCUUCUGGGGGUCCCAGGACUAACUGAGAACCACUGGAAACUUUACUUUAUCAAAAAGUAAAAGGAAGUGUAAAGCUGCCUUGUGGAAGAGUCCCCCCUGGCACAUGAACUCACCAUCAGCUUUAAUGGGGAGUAAAAAUUAAUGUAAUCCCUUAGCAGUCUGUUUGCUGACGCCUGGGCUGUUUCAUGGAGCUGUAACUGAAAUUAAGUUUCCAGCAUCUUCCAUUUUAAAAGACAUUAAAAAAAAUAAAUAAAAACCAGUUGGAAACAAAUUUGAUCAAGGCUUUAGGUAGAUUUUGAAACAAGCUGGCACUUAAUGCCUCAAUCCACUGCUGUAUUGCUAAAGGGAUCAGAAUUAUCUCACUCAUUAUGAUAAAGUAAUUACCUGGUGACCAGUUUGAGAAUUUCUUGUAUAAUGGAAAAAACAACCCACCAUUGUCUUUUUGAAUAGAUAAGCUUUUACUACUUGCCCGUGCAUGAGUCUAAAUAGAGAAACUGUAAAUAAACACUUACAGAUGCAUCCUGUCUGAAGCUGUGCAUUUUCUGAAAAUGAAUGCUUUAAGUCCUCGGUGAUGAUAUCAAGACACUGAAAAUGAGCAGAGAAGUUUCAUUUAGAGCAGGCAAAGUCACCCAUCUUCAGAGUAUCGAUCUGUAGAAGAAGACUGGAGAAGUUCAAGAGGCCCAUAUAUGUGUGCGUGUGCGUGAAGAUACAUAAAACUAAUCCACUUGUGUAAACCAAUUCCACCUCCUCAACAGCAAGCUGCAUGCAUUCAAUAACCUUGCGCUUGUAUGGAAACUGGUUCUUUUUCUAAUGUUUCUUUUAUGGUUUCUUUGCAAAAAGGUAAAAUGUUUAAAUCUAUUGGUUUACAUACAGGUUAGCCAAUAG
Messenger RNA from Polypterus senegalus (gray bichir), 5183 nucleotides. It is a transcript of the gene nr1d1, whose product is annotated as nuclear receptor subfamily 1, group d, member 1. Gene Ontology annotation, molecular function: zinc ion binding; RNA polymerase II cis-regulatory region sequence-specific DNA binding; nuclear receptor activity. The transcript has 8 exons. The record is from RefSeq and is a predicted model, not a curated record. Gene Ontology annotation, biological process: hormone-mediated signaling pathway; negative regulation of transcription by RNA polymerase II; positive regulation of transcription by RNA polymerase II. The coding region runs from base 297 to 2204 and encodes 635 amino acids. Lineage: Eukaryota; Metazoa; Chordata; Cladistia; Polypteriformes; Polypteridae.